AUGUUUGGUUCGCGGGCUAAGCACUUGUGUCGUCCAGAUCAGAGGGAUGCUCUUUGGGAGUUCAAGAACGAGUUCUACGUCGAGGAGUCGUCGCAGUACGCGUUGUGGAGUAACAACACUGAUUGCUGUUAUUGGGACGGUAUCUUUUGUGAUCCUAAGACAGAUUCCAUCGGCAACCUCAAGUAUUUGAGGGUUUUGAGCCUUCGUGAAUGCAAUCUCUUUGGAAAGAUCCCUUCUUCACUUGGAAAUCUUUCUUACCUCACUGAUCCUGAUCUUUCUUUUAAUAGCUUCUCCAGGGAACUACCAGAUUCGAUGAGCAACCUAAACCGGCUAAGAUAUUUGAAAAUUGUAUCGACCAAGCGCAGUGGCAACUUUCCUCAUGUGCUACUUAACUGGACCGAGCUCACCUCGAUCGACAUUCGUUCUAACCAGUUCGAAGGUAUGCUCCCAUCUAACAUGAGUACACUCACCAAACUAGAGGAUUUUGAGAUCAACGAAAAUCUGUUUUCGGGAUCAAUUCCUUCAUCUCUCUUCAUGAUACCUUCGUUGAUCCAACUUGACCUAGGAAGAAACGACUUCAGUGGUCCUCUUGAGAUUGGAAAUAUCUCUUUUGCAUCUAAACUUAAAGUCUUGUUCCUUGGAGAAAACGAUUUCAAUGGACCAAUCCCGGGAUCUAUAUCGAAACUAGUCAAUCUUUCUUAUCUUGACCUCUCUUUAUGGAACACAGGGAAGGGCAUUGUCGAUUUCAGCAUCUUCUUGCAUCUCAAGUCACUUACGUUCCUUGACCUAUCUUAUAUUAACACAAGAAGCAUGGUUGACACGAGUGUUUUCUUACAGUUUCUCAUGUCACUUGAUUAUUUGGAUCUUUCAGGGAUUAAUCUGAAGAUCAAUUCAACUCUGCAUAUUUCCUCAUGCAUAUCCACCUUGAGUUUAUCUUCCUGCAAUAUUGGUGAGUUUCCCAAGUUUCUACAAACCGAAACUAGCUGUUUGUCUUAUUUAGACAUCUCUGCCAAUCAUAUUGAAGGCCAAGUACCAGAGUGGUUAUGGACACUGCCAGAGUUGUGGUUUUUAAACAUUUCUCAGAAUUCUUCUAGUGGUUUUGGAGGAUCAGCGAGUGUUAUUCAAAGAAGUGAACUAGAAAUGCUUGAUAUAAGUUCAAACACAUUCCAUGAUCUUCCUUUGUUACUAAACUCUACAAAGUUCUUUUUCGGCUCUGACAAUUGGUUCUCGGGAGAGAUUCCUAAGGCAGUGUGCAAAUUGGUUUCUCUUGACACACUUGUUUUAUCCAACAACAACUUCAGCGGUUGUUUUAAAUACUUCACUCGUAUUUCAGUCCUGCAUCUACAGGAUAACACCCUUUCUGGUAUUCUUGCAGAGGGAUCUAUCAGUGAUUACUUGAGAUCACUUAAUGUUGGUCACAACAAGUUAUCAGGAGAACUUCCGAAGUCUCUUGUCGUUGUGGAAAACAACAGAAUCAGUGACACAUUUCCAUUCUGGUUGGGAUCGUUGCCCGAUUUACAGAUUCUUGUCCUUCCUUCUAACGAAUUCUAUGGACCAAUAUCUUAUCCUGGAGAUUCUUUGAGUUUCCCUAAGCUGCGACUCUUUGACAUUUCAGAUAAUCGCUUCACUGGAGGCUUGCCAUCAGAUUACUUUGCGCUUUGGAGUGCAAUGUCAUUGGUCGUGGACAUUGUAGAGAAUAUCAUACGCAGAUCAAGUAUUUAA
Camelina sativa (false flax) is the source of this 1722-nucleotide messenger RNA. The record is from RefSeq and is a predicted model, not a curated record. NCBI's taxonomy places the organism in Eukaryota, Viridiplantae, Streptophyta, Magnoliopsida, Brassicales, Brassicaceae.